Molecule: messenger RNA, 3376 nt
Organism: Amoebophrya sp. A25
Lineage: Eukaryota; Dinophyceae; Syndiniales; Amoebophryaceae
Source: the annotation of a GenBank genome assembly
AGAGCCAGCAGGCUGAAGACCAAGGGCCAGGAGGCUCGAGGCAAGUGGGGACGGUUGCCCGGCUUGGUUCUGUCGGGCACAGGCCACACGGCUAGGGGGUUCAAGCCUUGCCCCCCUUUGCCGCCUUCGGGGGCCUUCCAUCCCCAGCACACUGCCGCGAAGAGGGGCCAGCACGUUGGAAGUCUGUCGGGUACAUGCAGACGGCCGGAAGGGAGCGGAGGGAGGCCAUUCGACCUAUUUGGAAGCCUUCCACCCCUCGCAGACGCCUCCGGAAGGGGUCCGGGGAUCACGCUCCCCACCCUACGCUCGGGGGGAGAGCGCUCCCCUGAACCCUGGACAUCAAAGCCAAAGCACAUAUAAAUAUAAUGGAUAUUCAUACUGGACACCGACACUUCCCAUGAGAAAAUACAAAUUGAAAGGAUCGCGGUUUUUAUUUUAAAAAGUGUUUUUAGUAAUGAAAGUGCCAACGAUAUGAAGAUACAUUAGUUGAGCUUAAAUUUUUCGGGCUUUUUCUACUAAGCCUCGAGGACCAACAAGCCGCUACAUACAACGAAGAACAAAGGCGCAGCUUCUUUUGCCGAGGAAGUGCUAGCAGCUGUCAAUAUAUGCGACGAAAGAGGCUUGACGCCACCCGCUGUAGACUCGACUGAAAAUACAGAGGCGCAAUUACGUUGGCGUGCAUUUUUGCUACACUCGUGCGGUGUCUGCCUUCCAAUCAGGGUUGAGUGGAGAGACUUUGAGGACAUUACGAAAGAUUUUUUUCAGCAUCGAGCGUCAUCUUCAGGGUCGUGAGGUGUCGUGGGUCUGUGUGGGACUUUCCAAACGUUAAAAGGUUUUGUAACGGAAGCGAGGGACUGCACACACCGACACCCCCCCACCCGAGUUCGGAUAGUUGUGAAAAACCUCUAUGGUACCUUUUCUAAUUCAAGUGAGUCCGAGUCCGACAUCAUGGCUGUCCCGUCCAUUGAAAUGUUUCUUGAACGAGUAGGGAAUGGCAAGAGGGAUAUAUCCAUCUUGCUAAAGGAAGCUCGUAAGGCGCUUAUAAGUUCGGGAACAGGGCAUUGCCCUUGCUGCUUCGCAAGCUUCUCCGAAUCUGGCGGAAAUGGAGGUGCAACGCCUGAAGGAGAAGCACUGCCACUUGCGUAUUCAAACCUGGUGGUGCCGUCAUGCGGACAUGCACUAUGCGCUUUCUGCAUGUCAACAAUGGCAACUUGCUAUCCUUAAGGGUAGACUAUCGCUAUCCCGUGUGAACUAUCCUGAUAAUAGAGUAGUUUAUAGACGCUGGGCUACGCUGAGUGGCCGGGCGGCCUCGCUGGGCACGCUGGGCGGCAACGCGGGGCACGCUGGGCGGCAACGCUGGGCACGCUAGGCGGGCGCUUGGCUAGCGCUUAGCGGACUUGAGGCUCACACAUUGGGCAUGCCGAGCCUGCGCGGCCGAUGGAUUUACUUGCGCCGCGGGGACGCGGUGCAGCGCGUCCCGUGAGGACAAACAAAGGAGGCGCGCCGCCCUCAAGGUUCAGGGCAGCGCUGGCGCAGUGCUGCGCCAGUUUGCGCAGUAGCGGGCUGCGCGGCGCCUGCUCUGUUCAGGCUUGCACUGCGUCGCGCUGCACUGCGCUGCUCGAUGCGUGCAAUUCUGCGCCGCUCCUGUGCACAACGGUAAACUUGCGAGCGUUGUUGGCCUUGGCCUACGCUAGACUAGCACUGCCGAUGGGGUUCUCAAGCGGGCGCCCGAAGGGCGGCCCGCAAUUGGAGACGCCCAGCGUCACGCUGGGCGCAGAAUUCGGCAGAUCUGGCACAUUUGGGUCGCCCAGCGACCCAAUGCGGCCAGCGUGCCCAGCCCAGCCAUGUUGGGAAACCUUAUAAACUGUUCUAUGAUAAAUCUACUACCGUACUCCAUUGAGGUUGGGAUAGUUAUAUACUACCGCUAAUAUCCCGUUGACGAAGUUGUGGGACUUUCUGACAGCGACGAAAGCAUAGCGGACAACGAAAUCGAUGCCCUCGCAAGUGCUAAUCCCAAUGGCAUGAUCAAUCCAGAUUCUAUAGUUGUGCUCGAAGAAACAAGCGGUGUCCCAGUCCUGUUAAGGUUUCAUCUUUUACCAACAUCUUGUGAUUACCGCCUUUUCCUUGUGGUAUGGUGGAGAUAUAGCAAGAGCAAAACCAAAUCAAUGUCUCUUAAAAAUUAUGGUUUUAUGCGUAUCGUUUUAUGUUGCGUAUUACUUAUAAUGCUUUGAUAUUUCGUUUUAGCGGCAAAAAACCUUCUCUAAUGGUGCCUUCAGGCAGCUGUAAUGGCACGUGCUGCUCUUGCCGCCAGCCAUUUGUGUGGCCCACGCGCUUGGAGAGGAUGAUUGUGCGUGAAGUUGUAGCCUCACUACCGCAGGAUUUCUUCUCUCAUCCUACAGGGUGGUGCAAGAACGAUACGCCCGAUAAAAAGCCCGGAGAUGCUCUUAGUAGUCCGGAUAGUGAUCUCGCAGAAGAAGCAGCUGUCGAUAAUGAAGAAAACAAUGUUGAGGCGCAUGCUGAUGAAGUAGUACCUACAACAAGUACGCCGAUAUGCGAAUCGCUAUCUCCGGAGGAUAUAACAGAGGAUGAGUGGGACUUGGAGUUCAAAGCUCAAACCAUCGUUCUCUUGAUGGGAUGCAUUGCGAAAAGUUGGAAUCUUACAUCAUUCAAAUCUCUGCUGGACAAUACAUCACCGAUGCGGGGUUCUGCGUCACACCGGCACAAUUCUAGCGACAAGUCGACAACAGAUACUGCACAAAUUAUGCAUACAGAAAACGUAGUAGUUUUGGUUUUCAAGGAUUGCAAAAGAAAAAGAAUUUCAUUUCUCGUCACAAACAGUUCUUCAGGCUAGUAGUUCAGCCUUCUUUCAAUUUAGAACUCGAAAGAAUUAGAUAUAUGAGUGAUUAGCGACCGAAGGGAUGGAAUUUUGCAAUCUCUAAGAGAAACCACGAGGAGAAGGAGCAGAAAGGACCUCCUUCUGAAACGUGGUUUCGGCACCGCGGACUGGAGGUGCCGAAGGACCCGCUUCAAAAAUUUGCAGAAGAGCGGAAGUGUGUCUACAGUGGAGCGCUUGCGAUCAUGGAAGGCGCAGGAAGGUGUAUGGGGUGGUCAGAGAAGCAACGGGAACGCAUUCGACGCGCUGCUCGAAAACGUGCGAAUAUUGUCUAAGUGUGUCGCAACCUACCUGUGCCUUUUUCGGGAUAAUAAUGCUGAUGAUUAUCAUUAAGUUCGUUUCAGAGAUGCCCACUGAGUAUCGUCUUGUUCAUACGUUAUCAUUUCCACAGCUGGAUGAUGAACUACAAGAACAAGAGGAUGAAUUGUAGAGGUGGACUCUCCAAGGCCUGCUGCGAAAAUUAUCGGGUGUCUUUACUUAGAC